Molecule: messenger RNA, 2056 nt
Organism: Pangasianodon hypophthalmus (striped catfish)
Lineage: Eukaryota; Metazoa; Chordata; Actinopteri; Siluriformes; Pangasiidae
Gene: wif1
Product: wnt inhibitory factor 1
Exons: 10
Coding region: 233-1378 (381 amino acids)
Biological process (GO): anatomical structure development
Cellular component (GO): extracellular region; cell surface
Molecular function (GO): signaling receptor binding
Source: RefSeq, a predicted model, not a curated record
UCAGUGCGGGUUCUGUGCGGGUUCAGUGCGGGUUCUGUGCGCCACCCAGUGGUCAGAGCUGGUCCUUACAGCUGGUGAUGUAUUUAAAGCCGCAGACUGAGACGCGCGCGGACAUUUCAUUCCCUAAACAGCGCGCGCAGUGACGAUCCAGUUAACGCGCAGGAUUUCAGCAUAAAGAGGAUUAAUAUUAAACAGAGCAGGUCACAGGGUCUAAGCAGGAAUACUGUGCGCAAUGGCUUUAAUGACUCUCCUGUUUCCGCUGUGUUUUAAGACCUGCUUUAUUCUAGUUUUGAGGAGUUUGAUAGUCGGAGCUGCCCCCGAGCAGGGAAGCCUGUACAUGUGGAUUGAUGCCAGUCAAGCAAGGAUAUUAUUAGGUUUCGAGGAGGAUAUUUUAAUUGUGUCUGAGGGUAAAAUGGCCCCGUUCACGCAUGACUUCAGGAAAGCGCAGCAGCGGAUGCCCUCCAUCCCCGUCCACAUCCACCACGUUAACUUCACCUGGCGAGUGACUGAUGCACAGGAGGAUUACUUCUACGAGUUCCAGAGUCUGCGUUCCUUUGACAAGGACAUCAUGGACGACCCCAUCGUCAACGUCCCGCUCUUAGGCUCUGUACCUCACAAAACCUCAGUGGUUCAGGUAGGCUUCCCGUGCCGAGGCGAGCAAGAUGGAGUUGCAGCAUUUGAGGUCACUGUUCUGGUAAUGGACAGGGGUGGAAACAUCGUUCUCAGGACCCCACACAAUGCCAUCUUCUUUAAGACCUGCCAAAAAGCAAAGUGUCCUGGCGGCUGUAGGAAUGGAGGCUACUGCAGCGAGAGGCAUGUCUGUGAGUGUCAGGACGGUUUCUAUGGCACACAUUGUGAAAAAGCCUUAUGUUCACCAAGAUGCCUGAAUGGAGGUAUGUGCAUGAGUCCAGGAGUGUGUAUUUGUCCUCCUGGCUACUAUGGAGCCAGCUGUGAGAAAGCAAACUGCAGCACUACAUGUUUAAACGGCGGGACGUGUUUCCAUCCUGGGAAAUGUAUUUGCCCUGCUGGAUUCGAGGGUGUACGCUGUGAAAUGAGUAAAUGCCGUCAGCAAUGCAGAAACGGAGGCAAAUGUAUAGGAAAGAACAAAUGCAAGUGCAGCAAAGGCUACCACGGAGAUAUGUGCUCAAAAGCUGUCUGCGAGCCCAGCUGUGGAGCACACGGGACCUGCGUGGAGCCCAACAGGUGUCAGUGCCAGGAGGGUUGGCACGGACGUCACUGUAGUAAGAGAUAUCGUGGGGGAUUGUCAUUCCUCCACCGCCAGACAAACCCCAGGUCCAAGUCCCACACCACAUCAGAGAAAGAAACCAAGGAUUCCUCCGACACUAACCGCCCAUCAGAGAGCAACUAUGUAGUGUAAGCUUCUUGCUUGUCCUCUGUGACCCCCUCUGCCCCUGACCCAGCCUCUUCAGGGACUCAUCCUCAUCAUUCUCCAUGAGAGCCCCCAUCUUAGACUGCUGCUUCCACCAGAACCAGACUUUUUUAUUUUUGUACUCAGUAUUCCCUUUCAGAAGUCCUUUGAUAGAGUAUCUCUCAGCCCCGACAGACUCUCCUUCUGUGCUGCAGACACUGUGAGGGAGUGCCUCUGCUGGAAACGUGGACAUGAAUCACAGGGAGUAUAUUAUAGGCCAGAAGUUCUUUUAUGUGGGCAUGAUUUGACUGAGGAUGGUAAUUACUGUGUUCAGCUCAUGUGCAUGGGUUGGCUAGUCUGUCUGUUUCUCUUUAUCACUCUCUCUUCUAUAUGGAGACAAUGAACAGACUGUUGAACACCAUCUGUUAUGUUCCUUUUUCGGUGUACUCUGUAGUGUAUAUGCCAUAUGAAAUGGAAAUAUAUUUAGAUGUUAUGACAACGUAGUAUAGUCAAUGAGUACUUAGUUUUAUAUAACAAGCAAAUAAGCUGUGUAUAGGCAUACAAAAGCAAUUAGUAAUGGACUGUUAUCAUCAAGUGGGUGAUAUACCACUCAAAUAAAAAUUUUAUUCAUUUAUGUUCUGAAAUGUGCAUUAUUCUUCCAGUGUGUGGCAGCGAACAGAAAGUAGC